AUGGAUAUACCCAUUACCCCAUUAAAUUUAAUUGAUCACAAUUUAAAAGAUAGUUGUAAUAAUAAUAAUAAUAAUAAUAAUAAUAAUAAUAAUAAUAAUAAUAAUAAUAGUAAUAAUAAUAAUAUUAAUAAUGAUAAUAAUAAUAAUGAUAAACUAUUUUUUUCAGUGUGGAGAAACCAAUAUUUAUUAAGUGAAAUACAAAGACAUCACAGGUUAUAUAUUGAAAAUGAAGUUGUUUUUAUUAACAAUUCAAUGAAUGAACUUAAAUAUUAUCCAUAUAGAAGAUAUUUAACAGAAAUUAUAAUUAGAGCUGAUGAAAAAUUUGAACCACAUGGUCAACUUAUACCUUAUGGUACAAAAGAAUUGGAUAUAGAUCUUUUAGGUAAAGAAAUUAAAGCAGGCGAUAUCCCAACAACAGUGACAAAUCUUAUAUUAGGUUAUACCCUACCGAUAGAUUUAAAAUCAAUUAUACCACCAAGUGUUACUUUUUUAGAAUAUUUAAAUUUUGAAUACCCACUUGGACCAAAUAUGCUACCACCAUCAAUAACCAGUUUAGCUCUACGUAUGGAUCAAGAAAUUAAUAUCGGUACUAUUUCAAACUCUAUUCAAAAAUUAAACCUACCUUUUUUCAAGCAAAUUAUUAUACCUGGUUCAUUUGGUUCAGUUGUAGAGUUAAGUCUAGAUUCUUAUACUCAUCCUUUAAAGCCUGGUGAUUUACCAAUAACAUGCCAACAAUUGAAUCUCGGUUUAUAUGAUCAUCAAUUUCAACCAAAUGUUCUUCCACCUCAAUUAAAAAAAUUAACUCUACAAAAUUAUAAUCAUCCAAUCCACUAUGGUAUUCUUCCAGAAUCAAUUACUGAACUUUAUUUGAACAAUUUUAAUCAAAAAUUAUCAAACUCACUAUUGUUAUUAAAAUCAUUAAAAACUCUAAGGAUGAAUUUAUUUAAUCAAGAUUUAUACGGGGAAUUACCGCAAUCUAUCGAAACUUUAGGCCUUACUCAUUUUAAUCAACCUUUAAAACCAAAUGUACUUCCACCAUUAAUAACCACACUCCUUUUUUACAAUUUUAAUCAUCAAAUAGAACCACAGGUAAUACCACCCAAUGUUCAAAAUUUAGAUUUAGGGGCAUAUAAUUGCAAUAUUUAUAAAGGUAUAUUCCCAAAUUCAUUAUUAGAUUUAUAUCUAGGAAGUUUCACAGGCGAAUUAUUUCAAGAUGAUUUACCAUCAUCAAUUACAGUGCUUCAUUUUGAUUAUAAUGGUCCAACUAAAUUAAAUGUUAAUUCAAUUCCAUCAAAAGUAAAAGUCUUGCGACUACCCCAUAAUUAUGCACAGCCUUUAGAAGUCGGUUUAAUUCCCAAUUCAGUAGAAGAAUUAAGCUUACCUCGUUUUUUUAAUGAACCUAUUCCAAAAGGUCUAUUACCAGAAUCACUCACAACAAUAUUCUUUGGUGAUUACUAUAACCAACCUUUAGAUCCAGACACAAUCCCAAAAUCCGUUACCAAGAUAGAUAUGCCCGAAACAUAUUCUUUUCCAAUACCAGCUUCUAUAAUUAAAAAUUUAAAAAAUUAA
Molecule: messenger RNA, 1569 nt
Organism: Dictyostelium purpureum
Lineage: Eukaryota; Evosea; Eumycetozoa; Dictyosteliales; Dictyosteliaceae
Exons: 1
Coding region: 1-1569 (522 amino acids)
Source: RefSeq, a predicted model, not a curated record